AUGCUCCUUCUAGCUGUAUUCAUAGUUAUCAUAACUCAAUGUUUGGUUUAUUCUUCAGCAGAGCUUCAAUUGUUUGAGCAUGCACCUAAAUCAGAUGGGUCUCUAAGGUUCUUGGUAAUUGGAGAUUGGGGAAGAAGAGGAGCUUACAACCAAUCUCAAGUUGCAGUUCAGGUAUUGUUUGAAGGAUUAAUUUGGGAAGCUUAA
Lathyrus sativus (Indian pea) is the source of this 204-nucleotide messenger RNA. Lineage: Eukaryota; Viridiplantae; Streptophyta; Magnoliopsida; Fabales; Fabaceae. The record is from the annotation of a GenBank genome assembly.